AUGAGAACAGACUGUGGAUCAAAUUCCAAACUUGGUCAGAAAAUAAUCGAAAAGUUGUUCGAAAGUGAUGAAACAACAGAGAAUCCAAUAAUGAAUUACUGUGCUUCGGAAGGCAUUAAAUGGAUUUUUAACCCACCAGCAUCUCCAUGGAUGGGUGGUGUAUGGAAGAGGCUUGUUGGAUCUGUGAAAAGAAGUUUUCAAAAGUCAGUUGGAAGAAAGAAACUGUCAUUUGAACAGAUGGCUACUGUACUCACUCGUAUAGAGGCAAUUAUAAAUACACGUCCACUCACAAAACUCACAGCAACUGAUCUCUCUGAAAUUCCACUCAGACCUAUUGAUUUUCUGCAAGGAAAUUUCAAAUUCUCAAUUCUAAACUCUGAAAUGUCCAACUUCAGAAACGAUCCCACAUUUGAGCCAGAGUUGAUACAGGCAGCUGCUCAAGCUUACGAAGCGCUUGCAUCUUCAGAAAACUUUGCAACAAAGUUCUGGGAGAAAUGGAACACUGAAUAUCUUACUAUUUUACGUGACAGCCAUAGAUGUCAAUUGAAUCAGAAACGUCAUGUGAGUAAAAUCCCACAAGUCGGCGAAAUUGUUUUGGUUGAACAGGGUUUACUGCCCAGAGGACAAUGA
This is a messenger RNA of Necator americanus (New World hookworm), 630 nucleotides long. RefSeq lists its product as uncharacterized. The record is from RefSeq and is a predicted model, not a curated record. Gene Ontology annotation, molecular function: nucleic acid binding. Lineage: Eukaryota; Metazoa; Nematoda; Chromadorea; Rhabditida; Ancylostomatidae. The transcript has a single exon. The coding region runs from base 1 to 630 and encodes 209 amino acids. Gene Ontology annotation, biological process: DNA integration.